This is a messenger RNA of Peniophora sp. CBMAI 1063, 417 nucleotides long. The record is from the annotation of a GenBank genome assembly. Lineage: Eukaryota; Fungi; Basidiomycota; Agaricomycetes; Russulales; Peniophoraceae.
AUGAUAAUCAACAUUGACACUCGCACAUUCAACGGUUCUGGCCAGAGCUUGCCGCCAACUCUUGCCAAUAUCGGGACUUCGGAGGUUGCACUUGUAGAACUUCAGGGCGAGUUGGAAGUCGAGGGAGACAAGAGCGGACAGGUCGCGGCCAAACUCACGCUAGAUCCUGAAGGGAAGAAGAAGCCAUCGCUACGCGUCGGUCACCAUCUACUCGAGGGCAAGAUCGUCAACCUGUCCAAGCCGUUGGCAGUACUCGAGAAGCAGUCACGAGAGCCAGAAGACUCUGAAGAUGCUAGUAUAAGCUCGUCCGCCACGCCUCCGUCAUACGCAAUACGUGCUAUCGUGCGGAAGAAGCUCGUGUUCUCGAAACGACCUAUGCCCAUGGUCGCUGCUGGAAAUACACUCGCGACCGUUUAA